Cyanistes caeruleus (blue tit) is the source of this 829-nucleotide messenger RNA. Lineage: Eukaryota; Metazoa; Chordata; Aves; Passeriformes; Paridae. The record is from RefSeq and is a predicted model, not a curated record.
GAAGCGUGACUAUGAAGGGUUUCUGUGUUCUCUGCUGUUGCCUGCGGAAUCUCGAACCUCUGCUUUCGCCUUGAGAGCCUUCAAUGUGGAACUGGCUCAGAUUAAAGACUCCAUAACUCAGAAGACUACGGGUCUGAUGCGGAUGCAGUUCUGGAGGGAUGCUGUGGAGGACAUAUACGGCGAUAACCCACCACAUCAGCCCAUUGCUACAGAGCUGUGGAGGGCUGUCAAGAGGCAUAACUUGACUAAAAUGUGGUUCAUGAAGAUCAUAGAUGAAAGAGAGAAGAAUUUGGAUGAUAGGGCGUACCGUAACAUCCAGGAGCUCGAAACAUACGCUGAGAACACUCAGAGUGCUCUCUUGUACCUCACCUUGGAAACGCUGGGUGUGAGGGACAUCCAUGCUGACCAUGCAGCCAGUCACAUUGGGAAAGCACAAGGCAUAGUUACCUGUUUAAGAGCAACUCCGUAUCACUGUACAAGACAAAAGGUCUUUCUUCCCAUGGACGUUUGUAUGUUGCAUGGAGUUUCACAAGAGGAUUUCAUAAGAGGCAAGCAAGAGAAAAAUGUGAGAGAUGUAAUUUAUGACAUCGCCAGCCAGGCUCAUAUUCAUCUAGAACAUGCUAGAUCUUUCAGUAAGAAAGUUCCCGUGAAGGCGUAUCCUGCUUUUUUCUGUACGGUUGCUUUAGAUGAUUAUUUAUAUAACAUGCGAAAAGUGGACUUCAAUGUAUUUCAUCCAAGCUUGCAAAAGAAGAGUACAUUAUUACCAUUGUAUUUGUAUAUUAGAUCUUGGAAAAAAACAUAUUAAAGUUUGUUUGGUUAUUUUAAUAUG